AUGCAGCAUUCCAUGAGAGAUGUGCCUCUGCAAUUAUCAUCAAACAUAGAGUCUCAACGAACAGAUUCAGAGGCAUAUCAAUUUGUCUGCUCUUCUCUCCUGUUGGAGUUGGAAAGGCUGCAAAAAGAUAAAGAAGAAAAUAUGAAAUUGCAUGAAGCUAUGAAACUGCAGCUAAAAUUCUCAUUCAAAGAGGAGAUUGAUCAGCUUCAUAAAAAAUAUGAUCAGUUGCUUCAGAGUGCGGAGAAGAAAUUUCAUGAGAAUACAGAAACUAUUGAGAGAAGGUACAACGAAGUCCACAUAAAUAAAGUAUUAGCCGAGAUGAUGAUACAGGACGGAAAUGCAGCAACUGGAACCCUCUCACUAGAAAUGGGCAAUGUGACUACAAACCCACCGACUGAUGAAAGCCAUCAGAAUAUUUUGCAGCAGAUUAGACCACAGAAUGCAACUGGUCCAAAAGACAUACUGGAAAAUCUGCCAAUAACAGCACUCAACUGUUCAAUGGUUCAGAUGUCAAACCAAGCUUUGGCUUCUGCAAGAAUUAUGUCAAGACAAGAUGAACCUUCAGUAAGAUCUUUCAUGACAUCUCCACAGUUGUGA
Molecule: messenger RNA, 597 nt
Organism: Fraxinus pennsylvanica
Lineage: Eukaryota; Viridiplantae; Streptophyta; Magnoliopsida; Lamiales; Oleaceae
Source: the annotation of a GenBank genome assembly